Molecule: messenger RNA, 7677 nt
Organism: Pecten maximus
Lineage: Eukaryota; Metazoa; Mollusca; Bivalvia; Pectinida; Pectinidae
Exons: 35
Coding region: 104-5155 (1683 amino acids)
Biological process (GO): cGMP biosynthetic process; intracellular signal transduction; protein phosphorylation
Molecular function (GO): peptide receptor activity; guanylate cyclase activity; ATP binding
Source: RefSeq, a predicted model, not a curated record
CCGCACGCGCGCGUUUUGAUGACGGAAAUUUCAAUGGCGGAUUUCACUUCGCAAGAGAUGUAGCCCCCAGAUUCGACGUGUGCGACGUCAUAAUCAAGAAAGUAUGAAUUUGAUAGUUACAACGGUGUCCUUGCUUUUUGCAGCAGGCCUACUGGAAGCAGCUGUUACAGUUGAGCUUGACCCAUCUUAUUCACCGGGUGCAGUCCCAGCCAGUGAUGCAGACAGAAUCUAUCAUUCAGCAUUGUAUCAUCCGAUGAGUAAACCUAUUUUGGCCUACCUAAAGGUGGAUGGUGUUGUGAAGAAGGACUUCUCUGGCAAUUGCAACAUAACAUCUGUUGACAUAUAUGCAUACAACUCAACAGGCGGUGUGACAGAUACGUGGCAAAGUUCUGGUGGACAGCUCUGUCAGUAUGUCAACAGAUAUCCCUACCCAAAAAGUUACGAUCCAGCCUUCAGUUGGAUUUGUGGUGAUAGUACAACUUUAGUUGAUGUGCCUGUGUACGCUGGAGAAUUGAGGGCAGAUGCUCUUUACCAUGCUCAUACAACACUCCCUCCCAGGGAACGUGCUAUACAGUUUUCUGUAGAGUAUGAUGGCCAAGUUUACCAAGUCAUUACAGAUCCUAUCGAAGUUACAGAGAAUGCCCAGAAUAUAAGUCUAGCAACUCCACCUCCAGCCUCAACAGUGGCCAAUAAAGGUUUCAAUAUAGAUGUACACAUCUUAGACGGCAGUGGAAAUUUGAUAACUUCCGGCCUUGAUUCCACGCUUGAUGUUACAAUCAAAGUGGCCUGGAUGGAAGGCUUGUCUGUUAUGUAUCAUGACAAUGGUUAUCGAAACAUGCUCUUCUAUGAAAACGUGAGACUUGGAGGAACUGACAUGGUACAGAGUAAGAGUACCCACAACAAGCUGAUUACAAAAAGGGCGGUUGGAGGAAUUGCCUCCUUCACAGAUGUGCGUCUGCUGGAUGUCCAUUCCUGUGUUCGCCUAAACAUCACCCUAACCAUGCCUCGAUAUCCUCUGUUCAGGUUACCAACUACAAUGAAUGAGGUGAAACAUAUACAUGACCUAACCAAUGGACUUAAUGGAUAUUACAUCAACGGCACAGACGAUAAUGGAGUUUACAUCACCGACUGUAUCGCUGUCACAGAACAAACUGCAGCUUCUAUAAACUUGCUGAAUAUUGCUGAUAUAAAAAGCACUGUUGGUGCCAACUUCCCAAUAGAAGAUGCUGCUAUACUGGAAUUACGAGAUUCAGCUGGUGACAGAGUUUGGUCUGGUCAAGAUGCCAAUUUGACUCUCAGUGUCACCUCAUCUGGAGGAGGCUGUGUAUCCUCGGAUUCCCAAAGUUUUACAGCCUCUCAUGGACAAGCUGUGUUUGCUGGCUCCUUCUGCGAUGUUGGAACAGGCUUUGUCCUGUCUUUUGCUGGUAACAGCUUGGUGACACCUGGAGCCUUGACUGGGACAGUUACCAAUGCUUUCACUGUGACAAAUAAGAUCUAUAUUGGAAAUUUCAUCGAUACUUAUGGCUCAUCUGCUACAUCAGAUACAGGACCGUUCAUUGAUGCAUUUGCCACAUACGCAAUAGAAGACUUAGCUAAUGGUUAUUUUCCAGACUUGUUGCAAGGGAGAGAACUGUAUAUGAAUAGCUAUGAUGUCGGUAAAGAUGGCAGCAAGGCCCCAAGUGCAUUCCAAGGGAUGAUUGACCAAGGCAAGCUGGAUCCAAGUACAAAGGUCAGAGGAAUAAUAGGUUUUGGUUCCAACACCGCCACCAAGAAAAUGGCUAGUUAUUUGUCAGCAAACCAAAUGCCAUCUUUAGCAACAAGAGAAGAUGAAGCAGAAUUUACAGACAAGACUGUUUAUCCAUACUAUAGUCGACUGUCGUGGGAUUUGGCUGCUGUUGCUCAGUGCCUGAUGAUAGCUUGCAGAGACAGAGGAUGGAAAAAAAUGAUCAUUGUUCGAGAAAUUGACUACCAGAUACAUCAAGUUCUCUAUCAGAAAGCUGCCUUGUUCAAUUUGGACAUCACACAAGAGAUCAUCAUACCUAAACUACUACCAACACAAUAUGCACCUGGUGUUAUAGAUACACAAAUGGAAAAGAUAAAAAAUGCAGGAACCAAGAUUAUCCACUUGUUUGCAUAUGCCCCACUACAGUGGUUUAUCAUCAGUGAAGCCAUCAGACACAACAUUUCCUGUUACCAUGGAUAUGAGUGGGGUCUUCUAAAUGAUGUUGGCUGGCAUUUCCCCUGGGCCAAUCAACAUCCUAUGUGUCAAGGUCCAAUCACCUGUACCAUGGCCUGGAUUGGAUACUUUGGUGUGGGUGGUACAUACAAUGUCAGUGGAAUGAUGACACCACUCUGGGAGCAUGUCAUGAUCAAACAUACCAACUAUCGCCGGAUAAACUAUCGUGGUACUGCACCAAGGCGCUCCCUUAAUGAGGUAAUGGCAGAAUGGGGCAAAGGAUAUGAUGCCGUGAGAACAUAUGCCAUAGCUAUCACCAAUAUGAUCAAUGCCAGUCUGACCAUUACUGGACCAGCCUUAACAAAUGCUAUCAGAGAGGUUGAUUUUGAGGGCUUGUCUGGGAGAAUCCAUUUCCAACCUGAUACAGGUAACCGGCCAGGCUUUCUGGGGAUGUGGGUCACCAGUAACCCCCAUCCAUUUAAUAAAACAGCCAGCACUGCCACGACUGUCACCUUCGCGCGUAUAUUGGAACUGGCUCAGGAAAAUGCAACAAUGAUUACCGAGUACAAACAGCAAGCCAAGCGCCCUAUGGAUUUGCCGCCCUGGAAUCAUGUGGUAGCAAAUUACACUAUUCCACCAACACAGUACAAGAACAAAUGGAAUGUGACUACCUCCACUGCAAUGGUGAGUGCCAGUACACAAGAGCUGAUCAUCAUUCCGCCAGGAACAGGUGAACCAGAGCAAAUCACGGAGACCGAGUAUACUGUGGCGCCAUUCUACUGUACACAGGGCUGUGGUGGUAAUGGCACCAAUGAGUAUGAUAUCACACAGUACCAGUUUGGUGACUGCACAAACCAGGAAGUCUGCACAUGUCAUCCCGGUUAUUAUGGAGAAACCUGUGAUAAAAUGGUUUGCAGUUGUGUGUUUGGCGAUUGUGAUGUUCCUGAAGUCUGUAUCUGUCAAACAGGAUAUGAAGGAACUCGCUGUGAGAUCCCAAUCUGUAGCACGAUCUCUUGUGGUGCCCAUGGAUCCUGUUCAGCACCGGAGACCUGUAAAUGUGACUCUGGCUUCAUCGGAUCGACGUGUGGACACUCGCUGGCUGCCGUGGUUGUUGGGUCCCUGCUAGGUGCCAUUGCCUUCAUCACUUUCCUUGUGUUCUUCAUUAGAUAUUUACUGAAGAGACAGAGGUUAGCAGCUGCCCUAAAGAAUUUGGACUGGUUGGUGAAGUGGGAUGAGGUCAUGGUAGGAGACGCAAGAGCUCUCAGUUUCCUGUCUACUGCAGGAGAUGAAUUUAUGCAAUCCAACAAAACCAAUAUUUGUACUUGGAGGAGUCAGAAAUGCUUUGUCCAGCAAUUUAAUUGUGUAUCCCUGAACAUUGAAGAUGAAGCUCUGAGAUAUGAAGUUGUACGCAUCAAAGAAACAAGACACAACAAUCUAAUUACAUUUGUUGGUGCUUGCUUGGAGUACCCAUAUGUAGGACUUCUUACAGAGGUGGCACCAAAGGGAAGUCUAGAAGAUAUGUUGUCUAAUGAGAGUAUCAAACUUGGAUGGGACUUCAGGUUCUCACUUCUGAAAGAUAUUUGUCGUGGAAUGGAAUUUUUGCAUAGGUCAGAGAUUGGAUCUCACGGAAGAUUAAAAUCCUCAAAUUGCCUUGUAGAUAACAGAUGGACAUGUAAAAUAUCAGGAUUUGGUUUACCUACCCUUCGUUACAAUGGUGUAAGAAAGCUUCGGCCAAAUGUAGAAGAUAUACCGAAACCCAGUGAGUUGCUAUGGACGGCACCAGAAUUUCUUGCAAAAUCUAAGAGACUUGAUGACGUACGGAAUGGAUCCAAAGCUGGUGACAUCUUUUCGUUUGCAAUUUUGUUGACAGAAAUGUGUACAAGAGAAGAACCUUAUACAAAUGAACUAAGCUAUCUUGAUGUUGAAGAUGUUCUAGUUCUGGUCCAGAACAAAGAUGCUCCACAAGCUUCUGAAGCCAAACAGAUCUGGUACAAAAACGGAGGAGACACAACAAAGUCAUUCAGACCAAAAAUAGCAGAUGAAAGUUUACCAGAGGAAUAUGCAGCCAAAACUGGGAUGAGAAAGCUCCUUGAUAAUGCAUGGGGUGUAAGCGCAGACAAUCGACCAACCUUCCGCCAGAUGUUAGACAAACUGAACGAGAUUUACCCCAUUAAAGGAGAGCUCAUCGACAACCUUGUCAACAUGCUGGAAAAAUACUCAAGUAAUUUGGAGCUGAUCGUAGCUGAUAGGACAAAAGAACUGGUGGCCGAGAAGGCAAAAACCGAACAGCUCUUAAGUCAGAUGUUACCAAAAAAGGUCAUGGAAGACUUGAAACAUGGAAAACCUGUGGAGGCAGAAUCAUUUGAAUGUGUGACAAUCUUCUUCAGUGACAUUGUGGGAUUUACAAAGAUAGCUGGAAGUAGUACCCCUCUCCAGAUUGUGGACCUCCUCAAUGAUUUAUACACCUGUUUUGACUCCAUUUUGGACAAUUAUGAUGUAUACAAAGUGGAAACCAUCGGUGAUGCCUACGUCGUAGUCAGUGGUCUGCCUAUCAGGAAUGGAAAUCUUCAUGCUGGUGAAAUCGCCACUAUGUCUCUUGACCUGAUGAGUGCUAUUGGAGACUUCAAGAUUCGACACAUGCCAGAUGAAACACUCCAGCUACGUAUUGGAAUGCAUUCGGGUCCUGCUGUGGCUGGUGUUGUUGGACUGAAGAUGCCUCGGUAUUGUCUGUUUGGAGAUACUGUGAACACAGCUUCCAGAAUGGAGUCCAACUCUGUUGCCUUGAGAAUACACAUGAGCGAGUCAACAGCAACCAUUCUUCAAGUUCUGACUGGUUACCACUUAGAAUGCAGAGGACAGAUUGAGGCAAAGGGGAAAGGAAAGAUGACAACCUACUGGUUGAAUGGAAAAGAUGGAUUUAACAAGAAGCUUCCAGGUAGAGAGCUUGCUGCAUCAUUGUCCCAGCAUGAAUUUAAGUGAUUCCUGUGUCAACAUGACAUAUAUAGAACAUUUCUCCAGGAAGGUGUACCGUAUGGGCUUGACAUCUGUUCUGAAAACUACAAAGACAAUCCUCCAAUAUUAUUUCAUGGACAUCAAGCCGUUUUGACAUCCAAUUAUUAUGGUUGGCCCUUCCUUCCUGGAGCUAAAAAUUCUGAUAGCAAUGUCAGAUAGAAGAGGUGAAUCAGAGUGGUCUUUAGUCCUGUAAAUUAUGUUCUUGUUUGGUGUAUAAAAGGUUGUUGUGAGGGUGAAUGAUAGAUUUAUAUCGGUAUCAUGUCCACUUCAAUGCAUUCUGGUGGUGAAUCUGUGUGAAAAAGGUUAUGCUGUUAAAAUCUUCCACUGUUGCAAUAAACACUGUGCUUAUCAGUUCUGUGAUGAUGUACAUAGUAGUUCAUGUGUUAUUUUAAUGUUUUUUCCCAGCAGACUUUAAAUGACAGUUGUCGGCAUUAUUCAUGAUAAUCUAUACGUACACAUGUAUGCAUAUGCGAGUAGAGUAGAAAGAGGAAGUGCUGAAUGUUAUUAAAAUAGUUUAUUAAAAAAGAUUAUGGCAAUCUGUUUCUGUGCUAAUGUUGAAUAUAUGGUGUGAUGACAUGGGUAUUCCGAAGUUAAUACCUAGCAAGCACUUAUUGACCAUAUUUACAUGAAGAAAUACAUACCCAGGUGAAAAAUCAAGGACAUCAGACCCAAAGGGCAAGGUCGAUGUUUGCAUCUUCACUCGUAAACAUUUUGUUUGACAUGAUGAAGCAAAGUUGGUUGGAAUCAAAACAAGGAGUCAUAACAGGCAAAUGGAUCAUAACAUCAUUAUUUAGCUAAAAGUUUUGACAAGCAGACUUUAAUGUUGUAGGUUUUAUUUGAUUUUGAUAUACAGUGAGUCAUGACACAUGACUGUGACUUCUAUUUCUGGAUUUGAAAAAAAUUGUUGCCGUUUUCUUUCUUCCAAUAGUUGGAAACAUCAUUAUUGCCCGAUUUUACUGAUAUUUGGUGUAUAGGGGUUCUGAAGGAUGCCUAAAACGACAACAGUUUUGAAAUCCUAGGUUCCAUGGUAAUGAAAUGGAAGCCUGUGAUUGAUCAAAAAUGUAUUAAUUGCUAGAUUUUGAUGAAAUUUGAUAUGUAGGUGAUUUAUGAUACUACAAGUACAACUGUUGAUUUCCAUUUCUGCUUUAAAACAAUUACAUGGCAACUAUUUUGCUGCCUUUUAAUUGGUGGAAAUUUAGAUGUUAAAUUUCAAUGAAAUAUGGUGUUUAUGUCUAACAAUAUUGUGGUUUCUUUGAGCUUCAUUAUCAACUGAGGGGGCAGUUUGGGGACUUCUGUAACGGGCCCGUUACAAUUAAAACUUGUUAAUGUUGAAUGCUUUUCAAUUUAAUUUGCUUUGAAUCUUCUGUGGAAGCAGUAAGCUAACUUUUCACAGAGGCCAUUCUCAAAAUGGGAAAAGUUUUUAUAAUACAGAGUGCUCAAAUGCCAUAAUCACUGAAAUAUCUAGGUGUUUACAUAAUACUACAUAUAGGUAUUUAUUUAUUAUCAACAAAAGAAAAUUUUUAAUGAAUUAGCAGCAUUUAUGAAUCAAAAUAUAUAUGUUAACAAUGAAUUUUUAGCAUGUUUUGGACCCGUGUUUUUACAUAGUAUUGAAAUAGUGUGCAUUUUUUAAAGUAUUUGUAUUUAAUUGUAAACCCAUUGACUACAGUUUUGUGUAUAUUAAUGAGUUAUAACACUAAUAAUUAUACAUGUAUGCAUUUUAGGGUAUAAGCAUGUUGUCAAUCCAUCCUUUGCUCAUCUGGACCAUUAGUUAUUUACUAUAUACCGUAUGCUGUAAAAGGAUAAACGAAAGGAAAUAAUAGUAAAAAACCAUGAUGAAAUAAUUCUCCAUAACAAUUUUCAUGGCAAAUGAAACAUAGCAAUACCACUAACAAUUAUAAUUUUCAAGAGUUAGCAAAAUAUAGGUCAUGAUUUUAUCCGAGACGUAUAUAUCAAGAAAGCCCGAGGGAUACAAGACAUUUUGUAAAAAUGUUCCUAUUGUGCAAAAUAACAGACUUGUGAUACUAUGGGGCAUCGGAACUGAAUAAAGGUCAAGGUUGAAGAUCAAGGGCAUUUAAGUUUUUUAAGGUCAAGGACAAAUGUUUUAGCUCAUUGAGAACAUUGGCAACUAUGAGAGUGUUGCUUACCAAAAUGAUUACCAUAGCUAUUCUACUUUAUUUCCCUUCAUUUAUCUUGUUAAAACAUAUCACUUCUUGGAACUAUAUUCACUGUACCACAUGUACUUGUCGGGGGAAGGAAGUUUGAUCAGCAGAGUAGUUCAUCCUAAAUAAUCUAUCUGUAGGCAACUCAUUUUAUUUAAAACUGAUGCAAGACUUGUGAGUAAUGAAAUAUCUUGCCGUCAAGAUAAUGUAGCUGAAAGUUCGUCUGCAAUACUAGAUGUGUGUGUAAGUGUUUGUGCUGUUACUAGCCACAUGCUUAUUACAACCAUGUACACAAAUCAUAUCACUGGAAAUAAAAUAUUUCAUCUUCUA